AGUUGGCAUGGACUAGAGGGGGCACGAUACAAGAGAGCGCUCACUUCCUGGAGCCUAAACAACCCCCGCAAAAAACACGAAAAAUAAACGAGCCCAUGGAGGCGAGAGCUGGAAACUUCUAGCCCCGCAUCCCAUGGCUCGGAUGGUCUGUCCUGGUCACCUGGACACAUAAAGCGGGGUUAUCGAGCGAUAUUUUCGCAGCAGAUAGAGGCCGAUGUGCGAAGCAGCGGCGGCGGUGUGGAGUGAGCGCUGCGCGGACAGGAGAUCCAGAGACCGCACCAGCGCGAGCCAGAGAGCGGCCUAGGGCUAACACUCACAACCGGCGCAUUUAUGUUGACGGGACACCCAUAAGUGUACUUGACAGAGACCCUAGGAUCUACUUCCUUCUGGACGAAAACGUUUUUCGUCGUUUGGCAUGCCUGGCAUACUUUAAUCUGCACGGUAGCCUUUUAGCACCUUGGCUAACGGAUUAGAAUUGACAGGUUAGCUUGUUAGCCGCUAAACAAGUUUUAAAGUGACUUCUCGCACACCUAUAUCUAUGUAAUGAAGUCCGUGUCGACGGAAGAGGCGCUCCAGUUCUCGUUUUUAUUCUGAAACCACUCGUUUGUGAAUUUUUAAGACUAUAUAGUCUGUUGUUUGUGUUUUAAUGAUUAGCUGGCUAGCGAGCUAGCGAUGUCUAUGCCCUCCGCCGAUAUGCUGGAAACACCGCCUAUGUACCCGUUUGAGGAGAUCGAAUAUGUGGAUAUAGAAGUGGAAGAGGUGGUGGGCAGAGGGGCGUUUGGUGUUGUCUGCAAGGCCAAGUGGAAAGGCAGAGAUGUGGCCAUCAAGACUAUAGAGAGUGAAUCUGAAAAAAAUGCUUUCAUUGUUGAGCUUCGCCAGUUGUCUCGUGUAGAUCAUCCCAAUAUUGUAAAGCUUUAUGGUUCCUGCAAUAACCCUGUAUGUCUAGUGAUGGAAUAUGCAGAAGGAGGUUCAUUGUAUAAUGUGCUGCACGGUGCAGAGCCUCUCCCUCACUACACUGCAUCUCACGCCAUGAGCUGGUGCCUGCAGUGUUCUCAGGGGGUCUCGUAUCUCCAUGGCAUGAAACCAAAAGCUCUCAUUCACAGGGACCUCAAACCUCCCAAUCUGCUACUGGUUGCUGGAGGUACUGUCCUGAAGAUCUGUGACUUCGGGACAGCAUGUGACAUCCAGACUCACAUGACUAACAACAAGGGAAGUGCUGCCUGGAUGGCCCCAGAAGUGUUCGAAGGGAGCAACUACAGUGAAAAGUGUGACGUGUUCAGUUGGGGUAUUAUUCUCUGGGAGGUGAUCACACGCCGAAAGCCUUUCGAUGAAAUUGGUGGUCCUGCUUUCCGCAUCAUGUGGGCUGUGCACCGUGGAACACGUCCACCUCUCAUUAAGAAUCUACCGAAGGCCAUAGAGAGUCUGAUGACUCGUUGUUGGUCCAAAGACCCAUCGCAGCGGCCUUCCAUGGAGGAGAUAGUGAAGAUUAUGAGCCACCUUAUGGGGUAUUUCCCAGGAUCAGAAGAGCCUCUUAAGUACCCUUAUCAGUAUUCAGAUGAAGGCCAGAGUAACUCUGCCACCAGCACAGGCUCCCAUUUAGACUACACAUGUACCAGCAACAAGAACGACAUCAACAUGGAGCACACAAACUCCCCUGGCAGUAACGAUACUAUCAAGUUCCCCUACAAACCAAAGGGCAUUUCUGGUCAGUCUCUCUCCAGAGGCAGCAGCGUAGAGAGUCUUCCUGGCAGGUCACAUUUUCAGCCUUCCUCCGACAGCAAACGAAUGAGUGUCGAACUCUCCGAAUUGGAGCCCAGAUUACCCUUUGCUUCUGCAGCACGUCCACAAUAUAAGCGAGGUCACCGUAAAACGGCAUCACAUGGCACCAUUCUGGACAUUCCCAAGAUCAUCGUCACAGCAACCUGUGAGCCUCAUAGACGCAGAUCAGUGCAGGAUCUUCCUGCCAUUGGUACAGAUGCCAGUCAGGAUAGCAGAAACAACAGCAGAUCGUCCAGUCCAAGCGUGAGGAUGAUUACACCAGACAAGACAGACACUAAUGGCUCAGAUAACUCUAUCCCUAUGGCCUACCUGACCCUGGACCAUCAGUUACAGCCUCUAGCUCCAUGCCCAAACUCCAAAGAGUCGAUGGCAGUGUUUGAGCAACACUGUAAAAUGGCACAGGAAUACCUGAAGGUGCAGACAGAGAUCGCGCUUCUCAAACAGAGAAAGGAGGAGCUGAUAGCAGAACUAGACCAAGAUGAAAAGGAUCAACAGAACGCAUGUCGCCUCGCUCAGGAGCAAAAGAAGCUCAUAGAGGAGAACAAGAGUCUGUCUACCUACUACCAGCAAUGCAAGAAACAACUGGAGCUGAUCCGAGCGCAGCAGCAGAAGAGACAGGGCACCUCAUGAACCCUCUCAUCAUUAAACAGACUGACUCUAUCCUAACCACAGCCCCGGUAUCUCCACCUCCCCAAUCCAAACAUUGGGGGUUAGCUAUAGUUUGACCCAGAAACUCCAUUAUUCCGCCUCUUAAAACAACCCUUAUGCACCCAUGAAGUCUCUGAAGAUGGAAACUGUAGGACUUGUGCUCCACAGAGCAGGAGAACAUGGGUCAUUUCCACCAAUGCAAACAGUAGUAAGACCCUGCGCUCAACUGCACAAGCAUGUUGCGUUUGGCAGGCCAAAAAAUACAUUUAAAAAAUACAGUUGGACAACUGAUAAACGUGCAGAUCUUCAGAUAUCCAAACAAGCCAGCAAACCGAGUGCAAGGACACCUGCAUUAUACAUCAGGACUCCAAAUGGAGGAUGUUAAAGGAUUCAAUUAGAUUUUUUCUGAAUGUCAUAUUUUCCCCCUUCCACAUCCCAAAAUUCCCUGAGGGGUUUGCCUUAUUCCCCUUGAAAAGGUGUUGGCCCUCAAGAAUGUGAAAGUGAAGUGGCUUUAAGAUUCAUACAAAAGCUCAUUUUAUCAUUUUUUAGAUCUUUAUUUUAUUUAGUUACAUUCACUUUUGUGUGUGUUUCAUUUUAGCCCAUUUUAUGCAAAAAAAAAGACGUUCCCUAUUUUUUGAUUUGUUUCUCUGCCCUAAAAAGUGUUAAAAUGUAUUAAUCGAAAUCGGGGGAUGUAUAUCUUACAUAUGCCUUGCAUGUCGACCUUGCGUUUAUGGAGAAACAAGGGACGAUUUGUGUGUAUGUGCGGCCUCGCAAGAAAACGCCACUUUUGCAAUACGCUUCUUUUAUUUUCCCGCUCCAAAAAAACAAAACAAAAAACAAUCAUCAGUCUAAAAGAGAACGAAACAAAUUACUUGAGUGUAUGUGAUUGUGAGUACAAGCAUUUUAAUCAUGAUUUCAGUAUUCUUGUGUUUCUUUUGCUCGGUUGUGUAUCUUUAUCUAACCAUGUAUGGUAGUUUAUCCAGGGUUUUCAGAUCCGCUUCAUAGCUUUUAUUGCAAUUGUGGGAAAGAUGCUCUUUCUCUGAGCUUGAUUUAUUCAGUUUUAGUUCACAUGCUGCCUUAGAGUUGAACUGCUUGCAUUUUACUUGACUUGUUUUGUUGCUUUGCGGCAACGAGACCGCUCACACAUGCUGUGCUUUAAUGCGGUUAGGAGUUUUUAAAAUUGGUAGGGAAUGCAACACAAGUGAAAUUAAGAGUGGCCAGAUUUUGUCUGACCUGAAUGAUCUUGUCAAUAUGCUGCAGAAAUCGUGAAAUUAUGAUAAGGGCAGUCCACCCAUUCUGGUUCUGUUUAGUUUUUCCGUUUUCCAUUCUUACCACUAGUUUUUCAUUCCUCUAGUAUUUGAGAGAAAAAUCAAAGCUGUAUUGUUACAUUUAGGUAUGAAUUUCACCCUUUGUUUACUUUGUUCUACCCAGCACCGACUCAACCACACAGUUUUGCACAAUCCCGCCAAUACUGGUUAAGAAUGCUCACGAUGAAGUGAAAUCUUGAACAGGGUAAAUACACAUUUGGAUGUUCAAGAUCUUCAAGUGACUUGUUUCAAUUCUUUUUGUUUAACAGUGAAGUGUUUUAUUUUUUCUUCAGUUCAACGUUCUUGAUGAGUUCCUGUACUAUGUGCUGUAAAUAAGAUUUCUUAAGCUAUUGGGAAUGGGAAUACACAGGUGAAGGUCGCAUCUUGAAAUAAAUCGAACAGGUUAAAAAAA
Danio aesculapii is the source of this 4146-nucleotide messenger RNA. RefSeq names its product mitogen-activated protein kinase kinase kinase 7 (gene map3k7). The record is from RefSeq and is a predicted model, not a curated record. NCBI's taxonomy places the organism in Eukaryota, Metazoa, Chordata, Actinopteri, Cypriniformes, Danionidae. Gene Ontology annotation, molecular function: MAP kinase kinase kinase activity; ATP binding; magnesium ion binding. The transcript has 17 exons. Gene Ontology annotation, biological process: protein phosphorylation; positive regulation of canonical NF-kappaB signal transduction; JNK cascade. The coding region runs from base 673 to 2409 and encodes 578 amino acids.